Triticum aestivum (bread wheat) is the source of this 3785-nucleotide messenger RNA. RefSeq names its product probable indole-3-pyruvate monooxygenase YUCCA8. Gene Ontology annotation, biological process: protein phosphorylation. NCBI's taxonomy places the organism in Eukaryota, Viridiplantae, Streptophyta, Magnoliopsida, Poales, Poaceae. Gene Ontology annotation, molecular function: N,N-dimethylaniline monooxygenase activity; ATP binding; NADP binding. The record is from RefSeq and is a predicted model, not a curated record. Bases 326 to 2731 code for a protein of 801 amino acids. The transcript has 9 exons.
UAUCUCUCCAUCGCCGGUGACGGACAAAAAGAAAGCCAAGCGCGUGCUGGGGCGUCACGCGCGGGAGUGCAAAAAAGAUGCUGCUCCGCGGCACGGUCACCCGUGCAAGCGUUCUCUCGUUGUUAAGUAUGCUGUAUGCUGAUGUAUCCUCCCCGUUAAGGAGCCAUCUAGGUAGCUGCUCCUGUAAACUGUGAGCUUCUUCAUCCUCCUGCUUCGGCCGUCCUCACCCAGUCAAUCUGCAGAUCCAUCGGGCAGGGCACCUCAACUCCAAUGGAUUCGCUCCUACCUGGUGUGGACGGAGAACUCGGUCGUUCCCCGUCGUCAGAUGUGCCAUCCCACAGGAGGUCGAGUAACUCUUGUUAGAUCAAUGGGACAUCAGAACUUCAUGAGUAUAGAGUUACACCAGAUAAAUGCGACGACCCCGGAGUUCACACUCCAGCUAUUAGACCAUAUUACAAAUCAUUUUUCUGAGGAGAGCAUAAUUGGCCGUGGUGGGUCUGGAGUAGUUUACAAGGGUGUAUUGGACAACGGUGAAGAGAUUGCCAUGAAGAAGCUUCAUCAAAUGCAUGGGCUUGACGAGAAGCAAUUUACAAACGAAUUCAACAAUCUUAUGAGAGCCAAACAUAAAAAUAUUAUACGGUUAGUUGGCUACUGCUACUAUCUAGGACAUGAACGUGUAGAGCACAAAGGAAAAUAUGUUUUUGCUCAUGUGCAAGAAAGACUGCUCUGUUACGAAUAUUUGCCAGGUGGAAGUCUAGAUGAGCAUCUUUCUGAUGAAUCAUGCGGACUUGCCUGGGACACACGUUACCAAAUAAUAAAAGGUGUCUGCGAGGGUUUAAAAUUCCUUCAUAAAGGAUCCGAAGACCCUAUUUGCCAUUUGGACUUAAAACCAGCGAAUAUAUUGCUGGACAAAGAUAUGAUACCCAAAAUUGCAGAUUUUGGUUUGUCCAGACUCUUCGCUUCAGCACAGACCCAUAUCACAACGCAAAUUAUUGGAACACUUGGAUACAUGCCUCCUGAAUUCAUAGAAAGGGGCAAAAUCACACUGAAAUUUGACAUAUUCAGUCUGGGUGUUAUAAUUAUAAAAAUAAUAGCUGGGCCUGAUGGUUACUCCAAAUUUGCAGAUAUGCCUUCCGAAGAAUUCAGUAAGCUGGUACACGAAAACUGGGCAAAGAGGUUGCAUGAAACGAUGCAGUCACUUACAUCGCAAGAAAUAAAGACAUGCAUAGACAUCGCAUCAAGAUGUGUGGAGAGGGAUGAAGAGAAAAGGCCAUGUAUAAGCGAGAUUAUCAAUGAAUUGAAUAAGAUUGACAAUGGCAUUAUUAACGAACCGGAUAAGAAUUAUAGUGACAUUGUGGAUGAACAAGACAAGCUUAAUGUUCACCUUGUCGAUGAAGUGGAUAAGAUUGAUGGAUACAUAGUUGAUGAACAGGGCAAGAUUGACCCGGACAUUGUCGACAAACAAGAUAAGCUUAGUACUGCCAAAACUUCAACUACGAACCUGAUACCCGCGGACAGACUGGACUCGCUUUUUACCCCACGAUGCGUGUGGGUGAAUGGCCCUAUCAUCAUCGGCGCCGGCCCAUCAGGGCUCGCGGUGGCGGCCAGCCUCCGAGAGCAUGCCGUGCCAUUCGUCAUGCUCGAGCGAGAGGACUGCAUCGCCUCACUAUGCCGAAAGCGCACCUACGAUAGUCUGAAGGUUAACCACCCUAAGCAGUUUUGCGAGCUCCCGGGAAUGCCACUCCCGGAUCACUUCCCAGAGUACCUCACCCGCGCCCACUUCAUGGACUACCUCCAGCAGUACACCACCAAGUUCAACAUCAAGCCGAAUUUCAACAACACCGUCCUGUCCGCGCGCUUCGACGAGACCUCUGGCUUGUGGCGCGUGUGUGCACGGGGCGCAGAAACGGACGGCAAUGCCAAGAUGGAGUACAUCAGCCGCUGGCUGGUCGUGGCGACCGGCGCUGAGGCAGUCGUCCCUGACAUCCCGGGGCUAGCCGGUUUCUGUGGAGAGGUCACCCAUUCCAGCGACUACAGCUCCGGCAUUUCCUACAUCGGCAAGCGCGUGCUCGUGGUGGGCUCCGGCCAGUCCGGCAUGGAGGUGUCCGUCGACCUGUGCAACGGCGGCGCGGUCCCGUUCAUGGUGGUCAGGAAUGUGCUCGGCAUUGCCACGUUAUACCUCACCGUACUGCUCAUGUGGUGGCUCCCGCUCUGGCUCGUGGACAAGAUCAUGGCCCUCCUCGCCUGGAUAGUAUUCGCCGACCUCACCAGGCUUGGCGUCCGGACGCCGUCCGUCAACUCGCUCACGCUCAAGAAGACUGACGACUAUGGACGCGCCUGGCGCGCGACGGCCAGAAAGAUCAGGUCGGGUGAGAUCACCGUUGUCACUAGUGUGAGGCGCUUCACCAAGUCCGGCGCCGAGCUGUCCGAUGACAGCGUCGUCGACGUCGACGCCGUCAUUCUGGCCACUGGCUACCGCAGCAAUGUGACCCAGUGGUUCCAGGGCAACAAUUUAUUUGACGAGAACGGUUGGCCCAAGACCUCGGUCCCCGAUGGCUGGAAGGGUCACUCCGGGCUCUACUCCGUCGGCUUCUCCCGCCGCGGUCUCUUGGGCGCCUCUGCUGAUGCCGUGUGUGUCGCAAAAGACCUUGGGCACACGUGCAAAGAGGAAACGAAGCCGACGAGGAAGAUGGGUGCUUGUCACCGUAGAGCAAUUUCUGCCAUAUUUUAGUGCACCAAGAAGUGAUUGGAGCGAACAUCAACAAUUGUUUUUUUAGAUUAAAAAAAUGUUUUUACGGCACCAAAAACAUUUGUCUCCAACAGCUGUCCUAUAAAAGCAUCUACAGCCAGACAUAACAAAUAGGAAAAAGUCUGAAAAAGACCUUAAAUUCGUACUCCGAGUCUGAAUUAGACCCUGAACUUGAAUUCCCUGAAACUGUCACCCCGACCUCUCUGAUCCUGGCUAAUCCCGGCUGAUUUGCGCUUAAUGGUUGCUUGUGAGAACAGGAUCGCUUACGUGGCAAGGAUUAGGGGAAAUAAGAUGCCACGUAGUGACGAAAACAGGCCCCACAGUUAGUUCGUGGCCACGCGGGGAAAUAAACAGAGAAGGGGGGAAUAUUUGUAGGGUUCGUCGGCGGCUGCAAUCGGAGGAGGAGAGGUGGGCGGCGGCAUAAAUCGUUGAAGAGGCGGGCAGCGGCGUAAAUCUGAGAAGGAGAGGCGGGCGGCGGCGGGCAGCGAUGGCUUCGUCCUCCGGCGCGGCGUACUGGAGCGUAGGGCGCGGACGAAGGAGGGCAGCGCCUAGGUCGUCGCCGCUGCCUUAUUGGGAGAAUCCCAUAGCUUACGGACCGGCGAAGAACGGGUACUCGAGAAGAGGGCGGCCACUGGAUUUUUCCUUGUUCUGUACCAUUCUUGCGUCCAUGGAAAAGCAACUUCUUAUUGAUCUUCGAGAAAUGUAGAUGAACUUGAUGAUGGCCGGCAGUCAUGGCAGAGAUAUGUAGCAGAUGUUGCAACAAGACAUCAAUUUGAAGUGAUGAGGGAGAGAUGUGGAGCAACUGUUCGACUGAUUGAGAAAGGAGACGAGUUUAUUAGGGCGAUCAGUGAAUGUAAUGGCCUAGUGCCAUACGACAGUGAAUGUAGUGUGAGCUUUUGUAACACUGAAUUAGCAAGUGACUGGAGGUUGUAUUGCAUUUGACAUCUUUUUGUAAGACCAACUAGCAGAAUAUGGCACUUGUAGCAUGGAAUUUGAGAUCAGGUUAUAAAUCAGUGAACUUUUGGUUGCAUUCGCA